This is a messenger RNA of Crotalus tigris (Tiger rattlesnake), 2248 nucleotides long. RefSeq names its product methionyl aminopeptidase type 1D, mitochondrial (gene METAP1D). Gene Ontology annotation, molecular function: metalloaminopeptidase activity. Bases 1381 to 2034 code for a protein of 217 amino acids. The transcript is spliced from 8 exons. Gene Ontology annotation, biological process: proteolysis. NCBI's taxonomy places the organism in Eukaryota, Metazoa, Chordata, Lepidosauria, Squamata, Viperidae. The record is from RefSeq and is a predicted model, not a curated record.
AAGCACUGAGGGCACGGCCCAUCUCUGGAAUUAAUGGGAUUCUUACUGUGAAAGAGACGUAAUAGAUUUAAAUUGCUGAAGUCCAUCAUGUUUUUUACCCAAACUUUGUUAUCCAAGUUUGAUGAGAUAACAAUUUAUCUCUUUGUUUCUCCCUGUCUUUAGUCACAAUAUCUAUUUUAAUGAAAAAUGGAAUUCCGCAAUAGUUUUAUGCUUCUAAUUCCUAAUUAUUUUGCUGCAUUGCAAGUAACUGCACAUCUUUGCAAAGUAAGAAAGCUACUGAUAAUUUAUACCCAUAAUAAUUCUUUUGUUAAAGUAUCAUAUUCAUGGGCUUAUAGCUCAUUCAAAUCACAGCCAAUUUUCGCAGGAACACUCAAAGCCACUUCUUGACAAUGAGAGAGGUUUUUCUACUAAAUUUCAAAGUUCAGCCCUACCUAUUUCCUAUCUUGGCAUUGUUCCAGGAAAAGGAGUUGCAAUGAUAAUAUUUAAAGUAUAUUUUCCCAUAUUUUACUUAUAUUCAAACAUGAUAUGGACCUUUGUUGCAAACUCUUACCAGAAAUAAUCAAUUCCGGUAUGACUCAACAUCUAGAAAAUUUGAGCUGCAAAAUGAAUGUUUCUGGAAAUGAUAGGUAUCUAAAAUUGGAGUGCUGGAUUGGAAAUGCUAAUACAGGAAUAAUGGCAUUGUAGUCACUGCUGCUUACAUUGAUAUAGACACUGCUUCCAAGGAUAGGUUGAAAUAUUAAAAUAGGAUGGCAAUUCUAAAGGCAGGGAAUAAUACAGUCAGCAAUGCACAGUGUAAAAUCAUGUUGAUUGUGGGAAAAAUAAAAUUAUUUUGCCUAUGUUGCUGAGAAGAAGAUGGUUGUAUGGAGAAUGCAGAUGUGGUUAAAAUAACCAUACUGUUUUCCUGUAUUUAUAUAGCAAUCUCAACAAACAUACACACGGGAUUUUAGAACAUCAGAUGAGCAAAAAGGCAGGGCCUGAUACCAAGUAAUUGCAUUUCUCUGAUGCUUGACAGUGGACUGGGAAUGCAAGAGAGGAUUAUGUGGACAGAAUUUACUUAAACCAUGUGAACAAGGACAAAGUGGGUUAUUUCCUAGGACUCCCAACUUUUGUAUAGCAAAGGAUUUAUUUUCCCAAGAGUGAUGCCUUUCUUGUUCUGUAUGGGAGCCUCCAAGAAGUCUGACUGCAGCAUGAUAGAAUAUGCCAUUUGCACUAUCCAUUUCUUCCAUUUUCAGGUCAGAGUUACAGCUGGAGCAGGAUGCAGAGGCAGUGUUCCCUAAAAAGACCUCGAAGCAAUGGAAUAGUGUUUGACAUCUCAAAUCUUCCCUGCAGCUAAAAAACUAAUACUUUAUGUUGAAUGGAGAAGUUUCAAAAUAGGUUGGCAUGACUACAGAAGAAAUAGAUUAUUUGGUUCACCAUGAAAUAAUCAAGCAUAAUGGUUACCCGUCACCUCUAGGAUUUAAAGGUUUUCCAAAAUCUGUUUGUACUUCAGUAAACAACGUGGUAAGCCAUGGAAUUCCUGACAGCCGCCCUCUCCAGGAUGGCGAUAUUAUUAACAUUGAUGUCACAGUGUACCUCAACGGCUACCAUGGUGAUACAUCCGAAACACUGUUAGUGGGGAAUGUGGAUAAGGCUGGUCAAAAGUUAGUGGAGGUUGCUAGGAAAUGCAGAGAUGAAGGAAUUGCAGUUUGCAGACCCGGGGCUCCUUUCUCCAUAAUUGGAAACACAAUCAGCAACAUUGCACAUCAAAAUGGUUUUCAAGUCUGCCCUUACAUUGGUGGUCAUGGGAUAGGAACGAACUUACAUAGUAAUCCUGAAGUUUGGCAACAUGCCAACGAAAAUGACACAUUAAUGGAGAAGGGAAUGGCAUUCACAAUAGAGCCCGUAAUAAUGGAAGGAAUGAUUGAAUGUUAUCUCCUGGAUGAUGAUUGGACUCUGAUAAGUGCAGACCUCAAAAGAUCAGCCGUGUUUGAGCACACCAUUGUCAUUACAGACAAAGGAGCAGAAAUCCUGACCCUCCUGGCUAAGGAAACUUAAGAGCCACCAGCUGGCAGGAGAACCUUUUCCUGUGGUGCUUGGGGGGGGGGGAACCUGGCCACGGAAGCACUGUAUCAACCCAUUUAUUUAUUUAGGGGAGCUGCUUUCUGCAGGAUCCUCAAAGGACAGUGAUGUAAAACGGGAUAAUCUUUAAACAAAGCAUGUAACCCUACUCCACAACUAUACAAAAAAUAUAAUCCCCCCCUUUCCUAAA